Molecule: messenger RNA, 1150 nt
Organism: Cuscuta campestris
Lineage: Eukaryota; Viridiplantae; Streptophyta; Magnoliopsida; Solanales; Convolvulaceae
Source: the annotation of a GenBank genome assembly
CUAGCCUCAUUCGGGUCUCCUCUUCUUCUCUCAGACGUGUGCCGCCGCAUAGUCCUCUCUCUCUAUCUGCGAUCAUUCUCAAGCCCCUCCCCCGCCGAUCCUCUCUUAUCAUGAUGACAAAUGGAUGAGAUCCGUUAGGGUUUAGCACUGUACCUGGAGGAUUGAGGCUAUUCCUUCACAAUCUACACUCACUUGUUUCCACAAAGUUGGAGGACAAUAACUAUCGGUCCUCGUCAUCAACUGUUGAAGCGACUUUUACUGUUCAUCGGCUUUUUAGACUGCAGAAUCCUCAUUCGUACCAUGGCUCGAACUCUGUCACCAUGGCUGGGGGAUAGUCUCUACCAAGUUUUCAUAUUGGCUCAGGACAGGUUUUUUAAUCUUGGACAAUCAUACAAAUCAGAACCGGUCAAAGAAGAAGUCAAAAUAUUCAACCGGUCAAGGUUGAUUUUUCAGGAUGGGAGACCUGAAUUGUCAGAAAAAGGAUGCUUGGUUGACCAAAAAGUUGAUCGGUAUACUUCGAAUAGUAUACCGGAUGGAGACGAGACACAACUCUGUCCCCAUCAGCGAACCAGCUCCAAUCUCAGUGGAUACCUGACGUCUUCUCCGGCGAAGCUCCAACCGGGCGACGAACCAGCGGCGAGCUCAGACUAUACCCUAGCAUCCCUUCCAGGCGUCAAGGUCUGUCCGGCGAGCGGGCAACAGCGGAAAACGACAACCUCUUCUACCAUCAACCAGCGGCACGACCUGGGAUCCGGCGAGAAGAGGACGUUGCAGCCUCCGGGUUCUGGCGACGACGAGGCUGCCUAACAGUGGCGAUGACCCGGCGCGCAGCUCAAGUCCAGCAACCAAACAAAGUAGCGGAGCAGGUUUCCAUGUCUGAAUUUUUUUUAGAGUGAAAUUACCCUUGGUUCUUUUCUUUUCUAGUACUACCUCCGUACCAAUUUAUAACGCCUGUUUCGGUUUACGAUGUUUGACUGAAAUUAUUUUCAAACCAUUUUAUAUGACAAAUGGUAUAGAAUUAAAAAAUAAAAAUUACAUAUUAAAAAACUACAUCAAAAGAUCUACAAAACUAGUAGUGAUAAUAAUAUUUUAUUUUAUCAAAUUGCUAACGAAAAUAGAGAAAGAAAAUGAAUAAAAUUUGACCAUGUGA